AUGAGAAGGAUUAAACUUAUGCCUUGUGAUCAAGAAUCGUCCUCCUUUUAUAGCUCCGAAGUAGAUCGCAACCUCCUCCGCGUAUCUCGUCCACGUGCAACUACCGAUCCCGCUAUUUCCGGAUCUGAACGAUCAAAGCGAGAUUCUCGUUUGACCCGUUCAAACUCAGCUUGCGGACUUGACUCCGUCGAGCUAGAGCUCGACUUCGUCUUCACAAGUAGCUCGGACAGUAAACAGCUGGAUUUUGGACAAGGAUAUUUGGUGGGCUCGAGGUCAUUUUACUGGGCCUGA
Microthlaspi erraticum is the source of this 291-nucleotide messenger RNA. NCBI's taxonomy places the organism in Eukaryota, Viridiplantae, Streptophyta, Magnoliopsida, Brassicales, Brassicaceae. The record is from the annotation of a GenBank genome assembly.